GCGAUGAUACGAUGAUAUAAUAGAGAUAGAUAAAAAUUUCAACCGAAUAAUAUUUGAAUGGAGAGAAAGGAAGGGGCAUGGUUGAAAAUUCUAAGCCAUACAAUUGAGCUUACAUGCGACAUUAGGAGUGUGUCGUUUCAAGUGCUAGUGAAAUGAGAAGUGAAUCGCACGUUAUACUUAAAAAUAAAAUCAAUACAUCCCCGCGUUCCGUUCAUUGAAACGGAUUCAUGAUAAUUUCUUUCGAUUUAUUAUUCAUAUCGUGGUAAAUGUUACAUAUAGUAUUGAAUCAACAUCAAAACACUUUUAUCAAUCGAUCGAAGAACAUACCACAAUUUGCGCAGUGAGACAAAAGUGAGACAAGUUUUGUGAUCGAGAUUUUUUCCAUUGUUAAAUGUCGCAAGAGUAAAAAUGGAAACAAGUGCAUCAACAAAACCGAAUUUAUGCUCAUCGAGUAGUACCGCACCGGAUACGGACAAAAUCCUCGAUGAAACAGCAUCGAAAGAAAUUGAGAGUGUGGUGCCGAGAGAAAGGCAACAGUUGCUCAAAUGGAAUGGAUGGGGUUACAAGGACUCAAAGUUUACAGUAACAAGCAAAGAAGAAAAAUUGACCAACGACAACGCAAUUGUACAAUUCGUCGGAAAUCGAUAUCCAAUUGGUGACACUGAACUGCCUUACUUCAAGCAAUGGGUUAUCGACACAUUCAAUCUCGAUCUUGCCAACAAAAAACCAGCUCAACCUAUGCCGUCCACGUAUCCGGCCCCAAUAGUGUGUAGUGAAUUCUUUGACAAAAUCAAAAGCCUGAACAUUCUAUACUCGGAUUCCGGUGAAGAUCGUUUGAUCCGGGCACAUGGACAAACACUCUACGAUAUUCAUACGCUACGCGAAGGGACAUUUCCUCGCAUUCCCGAUUUGGUUUUGUGGCCACGGUGUCAUGCAGACGUUGUGCAAAUUGUCAAAUUGGCUCAUGAACACAAUGUGACGGUUAUACCGUUCGGAGGAGGAACGUCCGUUUCUGGUUCCAUAACAUGUCCCAAGAAUGAAAGCCGGUCGAUCGUGAUUGUUGACACAUCACAAAUGAACCGAAUGCUGUGGCUGGAUAAGCAGAAUAUGGUCGUUUGCUUCGAGAGCGGAAUAUUCGGUCAAGAUUUGGAACGUGAGCUAAGACAGCUCGGUUUGACUGUGGGUCAUGAGCCGGAUAGUUACGAAUUUUCGACUUUGGGCGGAUGGGUGGCGACACGCGCAAGUGGCAUGAAGAAAAACGUUUACGGAAACAUUGAGGAUUUGGUGGUACGUGUCAAAAUGGUCACAUGCAAAGGCGUAUUGGAGCGAAACUGUUCGGCACCUCGUGUAUCCAUCGGUCCCGAUUUCAAUCAAAUUAUUAUGGGCAGCGAAGGAACCCUGGGUGUUGUCACCGAAGUUGUACUUAAAGUGAGAAAACUGCCUGCGAUGAAACUGUACGGUUCGCUGAUAUUUCCAAUGUUCGGAAAUGGUGUCAAAUGUUUGAGAGAGAUAGCCGAACAUCGACUGCAGCCGGCCAGCAUUCGGCUUAUCGAUAACGAUCAGUUUAUAUUCGGGCAAUCGUUGAAACCGGAACCGGGCUUUUUCCAUGGCAUCAUCGAUGGAUUGAAGCGAACGUAUGUGACCAAAAUCAAAGGAUUUGAUGUGAAGAAAAUGUGCGUAGCCACGCUGGUAUUUGAAGGCGACGAGGAAAAUGUGAAACGACAGGAAAAGCAAAUCAACCAAAUAGCCAAAAAGUAUGGAGGUCUGCCAGCCGGUGCCACGAAUGGCGAAAGGGGCUACUUGUUGACAUUCGUCAUUGCUUACAUUCGCGACUUGGCUUUGGAGUACUACAUUGUCGCUGAAUCGUUUGAAACUUCUGUACCUUGGAACAAUUGCGAAAAUCUCUGCAAAAAUACAAAGAAUCGAGUGCGAAUGGAAUGCGCUAAAAUGGGAGUCAAAUACUACCUGAUCUCAUGUCGAGUGACACAAACAUACGAUUCCGGUGCGGCCGUUUAUUUUUACUUCGGAUUCAAUUACAUUGGACUCGCUGAUCCCGUCGAAGCGUACGAACACAUAGAGAAUUGCGCCCGUGAUGAAAUCCUUUCGUGCGGCGGGUCACUGUCCCAUCAUCACGGCGUCGGUAAACUGCGAAGUCGAUGGUAUUCGCAAAGUGUCAGUACGGUGGGUGUGGGAUUGUACAAAGCAGCAAAAUUGGAGCUGGAUCCGAAAAAUAUUUUCGCUGCUGGAAAUUUGCUUACUGAUGAAGACAGAGGAGAGGUACCAACGAUUCAGAGUAAAUUGUAAUGAGAAUUGAGAUGUGGAGGGGUGGUGUAGCUUUUAGGAAAAUUGGUUUUCAGAUUGAUGUUUUUGUGGUGAAAAAAAAAAGAAAUUGUCGUCGAUGGGGUAAAAGUAUAAUUCUAAUAUGAUUCAUUAAAACAAUUUAAGUUGUGGGUUUUGAAUGAUUUUGUGAACUUUUUUAUAUACGAAGAAAAAGCGUAGAUCCAAAUAAAAUUUGCUUAUUAGGCUCAACAUUUUGAAAA
Messenger RNA from Bradysia coprophila, 2540 nucleotides. RefSeq names its product alkyldihydroxyacetonephosphate synthase (gene Agps). Gene Ontology annotation, biological process: lipid biosynthetic process. NCBI's taxonomy places the organism in Eukaryota, Metazoa, Arthropoda, Insecta, Diptera, Sciaridae. The record is from RefSeq and is a predicted model, not a curated record. Gene Ontology annotation, molecular function: alkylglycerone-phosphate synthase activity; FAD binding. Gene Ontology annotation, cellular component: peroxisome.